Molecule: messenger RNA, 4128 nt
Organism: Trifolium pratense (red clover)
Lineage: Eukaryota; Viridiplantae; Streptophyta; Magnoliopsida; Fabales; Fabaceae
Product: pollen-specific leucine-rich repeat extensin-like protein 1
Exons: 1
Coding region: 1136-3463 (775 amino acids)
Molecular function (GO): protein binding
Source: RefSeq, a predicted model, not a curated record
UUUAAAUCCUUUCUUUUAACAUUACUAAACUGCUAUCAAAUUCUCAUGUUCACUCGUUAUAAUUCAUUAGAAUAAGAGAUAUGGAGAUUGAGCGGGAAGUGCUUUCCUACUCUUAUUUCUACUAUCUAAAAUAUUUUGCAUUCUCAUCAACAUUCUCCGCUUCAAGGAGUACUAUUUUCCAUCUCCAUCCUCGAAGAUCUGCAGUUUUUGUAGAGAUCCGUCAAAUUUCUAUUAUUUUCUAUUAAAUUAGUUGAAACAUCACAUAUAAAUAAAAUUUAUACUCAUUGUUUAAAAAUAUAAAUAAAUAUAUAAAAUACUUGAAUAUACACAUAGAUGUUAAUAAAAUGUUGAGAAAUGAAGUCUCAGAAGGAAAUGGAGGAUAAAAUCCAUCCUUAAACCUUUGUUGAGGGACUUUCUCUCUCAUUCUCGCAGGAUAACAUUCCCCAAGAUGGCAUUAAGAAAUUUCUUCAGCUAUGAUCAAAUUCGGAUAAUGUGACCCAGCAAAAUUAUCCUUAUUGAAGAAUAUUUAUUGGUGAUCCACAUAGGGACUAGAGAGGAAAGUAUAAAAAAUGAAUUAUUGAAGUGUUUGUGGAACACUCUUCCAAAUAUAGAAAAUUAAAACAAUAUCUAAAUGAUUGUGAUUGGAAUGAAAUUAAUGGAAUUAAUCGUAGGUUUUAUUUUCUAGGUAGAUAUAUUAACCACUAACUAAACAUCAUAGGUUUUAUUUUAUACGUAGAUAUAUUAACCACUAACUAGACAAAUGGUUGUUAACUCUGAGAGAUACUACAUGAAUCGCAAAUUUAGGCAAGGAAACUUUAAUUGCCAAAUUAAGGCAGUGAAAACCAUGGUUGAAACAACCCUCUAAAAUUAGAGACACGACAAUGGGUUGAGAAUUUGAGACAAAGAAAACAUGUUCUAAUUUUAUGUCACCAACAUUUUGUAUAAAGGUUAUUCCUAUUGUGGAUUAUUCAGAAAUAUUUGCAUAGCCUCUCAUAUAUGGCUUAAUACACACAUUUCAUUCUUCUGUCUCUCAAGAUAAUUAUAUCCCUUCUUAAUUUAUCUUCUUCCCCCUUCCUUCUUAAUUACCUCUCUAUAAGCAACCUUGGAGUGUAUACCAAGGUGGCGUCUUCACAAAAUGCAAGCCCCAGGCUGCUUUCUCUUGUUCUCAUUUGUCUUCUUUUCAUCAACAUCAAUUUUAUCCCAUGCACUUUCACAUGAAGAAGCUUCUUUUAUUGCCCGUCGUCAAUUGUUACACCUUCAAGAAAGCGAGGAUUUACCUGAAAAUUUCGCAGAUAACUAUACAACAAAUUUAACUUUUCCUCAUCCUGGAAUCAAAAGUGCUUACAUAGCACUUCAAGCAUGGAAAAAUGCAAUUUAUUCAGACCCAUCAAAUGUUACGAUGAAUUGGGUGGGUCCUGAUGUAUGUUCUUACCAGGGAAUUUUUUGUGCACCUUCUCUUAAUGAUUCAAAAGUUCAAGUUGUAGCUGGAAUUGAUCUUAAUAAUGCAGACAUUGCAGGUUAUAUUCCUUCAGAGUUUGGUUUGUUGACUGAUCUUGCUCUUUUUCAUAUAAACACAAAUAGAUUUUGCGGUAUUAUCCCAAAAAGCUUCUCCAGGUUAAAGCUUUUGUACGAGAUGGAUAUUAGUAACAAUCGCUUUGUUGGAAGAUUUCCUACACCUGUUCUUUCAAUUCCUGAUAUCAAAUACCUUGAUAUCAGGUACAAUGAAUUUGAAGGAGAAAUUCCUUCCGAGCUUUUCAAUAAACCACUCGACGCUAUAUUUAUGAAUAACAAUAGAUUCACAUCAACAAUUCCAGAUAAUUUGGGAAAUUCUCCUGCAUCAGUUGUUGUUUUGGCCAAUAACCAUCUUAGUGGGUGUAUUCCUGGAAGCAUCGGUGAGAUGAAACAUACAUUGAAUGAAAUUGUUUUAAUCAACAACAAUCUCACCGGUUGUUUGCCUUCAGAAAUGGGAAAGCUUGAACAAGUCACUGUUUUUGACGUGAGUCAAAAUUUGUUUGUCGGUAUGUUGCCAAAGACAUGUAAGGGACUCAAGAAAGUGGAAAUUUUGUCUAUUGCACAUAACAAACUAACAGGUUUUGUUCCAAAAAAUAUCUGUAGUUUGUCUAAUUUGGGGAACUUUACAUUCUCAAAUAACUAUUUCAAUGGUGAGGAAGAAGGUUGUGUGCCUCCUGGAAAAGACAUUUUGUUGGAUGAUAGUUAUAAUUGUGUACCUGACAGACCAAAACAAAAGACAGCAAAUGAUUGCAAUGUUGUUAUAAGCAAACCUGUUGAUUGUAGCAAGGCACAAUGUACUAAAGGUAGCCAAUCUCACUCACAUUCCCCACCAAGUGAUCAACAUCAAACACCAACACCUUAUGUUCCAAAGCCAGAGCCAAAACCUUCAACUCCUUCAAAUCCUCCAAGCGAGAACCCAACGCCUUCGGUGCCAAAGCCACAACCACAACCUACCCCAUCUCCCUCAAAGCCACAACCCAAACCUACACCUACACCUUCCAACCCCUCACCAAAGCCAACACCAUCAACACCAAAGCCAACACCUACACCUUCCAAAUCUUCACCAAAGCCAACACCGUCAACACCAAAUCCAAAGCCAACACCUACACCUUCAACACCAAGUGAGAAGCCACAAUCCAAACCAACCCCAUCACCAUCCAAUCCCACACCAAAUGAGAAGCCUACACCAAAGCCACAACCCAAACCAACUCCAACUCCAUCCAAUCCACCCCCAAGUGAGAAGCCUACACCAAAGCCACAACCAAAACCAACUCCAACCCCGUCCAAUCCACCACCAAGUGAGAAGCCUACACCAAAGCCACAGCCAAAACAAACUCCAACUCCGUCAUCACCAUCCAAUCCACCAUCAAGUGAUAAGCCAAAACCAAAACCACCACAAACCCCUCCCACACCUCAAGCAGAACCAUCUGAAGAAGAUGAGGGUCCUAUCAGACAAGCACCUAAAACAAAGAAUACAAGAUCUCCUCCCCCACCAAUUCAAUCCCCGCCACCACCAGUCCUCUCACCACCACCGCCACUAGUUCACUCACCACCACCUCCUGUUCAUUCACCACCUCCACCGGUACACUCCCCACCACCUCCUGUUAAUUCACCUCCUCCACCAGUUCACUCCCCACCUCCACCGGUACAUUCUCCUCCUCCUCCCAUCCACUCUCCACCACCCCCGAUUAGAUCCCCACCACCACCUGUUUACUCCCCACCACCACCUGUUCACUCUCCUCCUCCGCCAGUUCACUCUCCACCCCCGCCUGUUCAGUCUCCACCACCACCAAUUUUCUCACCGCCACCACCGGUCUACUCUCCACCUCCACCUACUGCAUCACCACCUCCUGUUUAUGCACCACCUCCAGGAGAUGAUGAUAUUGUUCUUCCCCCUCACUUUGGUUCUUCGUAUGCUUCACCCCCUCCACCAAUCAUUGCUGGAUACUAAAUCCACAACUUACUUCCACCUUUAUUAGAUAUUAGUCUCAAAAUCGAUGCAUCACAACGCAACAAGAAUUUCCUUUUUAUCUUGUGAAAUGAGAAUUAUUGUGGAUUCACUUUACCUGAAAGAACAAGAUGAAGAUUUCAUGAGAAAAUAGUGCUUUAAAAUUGUAAUUUAUCAUUUAUGUUUUUUGUUUUAUCGCACAAUAGUGUAAAAUUGAUAAUAUUACCCAUGUAUAAUAUACGUUAUGGACACACACAUGUACACAAACACAUGACAUAUAUACAUAGAGAUAGAGCCUUGAAGUCAUUUUGAAUUAUUUAAAUGAAGUCAUUCUUACAAAGUUAUGUAUAAGGUCGGUUGACUUUUAUUAGAUAUUUAAGUUUGCCAAAAGUAGAAAAUUUAUUUAAAAUUAAAUAUUUAAAAAUUUGUUAUAUAGUAUUGUUAAAAUAUAAGUAGAAUUACCGUGUUUUUUUCGUGUAAAUUUAUUUAUUCAAUUUUUUAUGUUUCAGUGACAAAUAAUGAUCCCGUGUAUAUUUUUAAUAAAAAAUCAUACAUUUUAUUAUGAAUAUUUAGGGUAAUUUUGUAAGCUCGAUACUAAUUACCUUUAUUAUAUUAUUAUUAUUGGUUAGUAGUAAACUUUGUAGAAAUAUUGUUUAAUGUUUAUUUUU